AUGGUUCACUCCUCCCCCACGUGGCGAUGGUGCAAACACGGUGCAGCCAACCGGCUACGCUGCCUAGCCGAUGUCGUUGCGGUGCAUGGGCGUUGGCCGACUCGCCCCGAGUUCAUGGUUAUGAUGUCCCAGGGCAACCCAGCGGCCCCGGUGGAGAUCAACCGCGAUGGCCACAUGCACUGGGCCCCGGUGCACCGCUCCGGGAUGAUCUACAACCAUCUCACGAGGAUGCACACCCAGGUCCAGGGACUCCACCAGCUCCCUCCAAAUAUUGUCCCCGUCCCCGAAUCAACUCGCCACCCAUUCUAUGGCAUGGUCAAGGACACCCCAACGCCAUUUGAGCUCUGGCCACGACCCAUGGUCGUAGCCCUGGCCUACCACGCUCCAGCAUCCGAGGUGAGCCAUCCCAUGACCAGCACCACCCGGACCACCACUGCCCUCAUCCAGAGCUAUGUCCGGCGAGUGGAGACCCAGCACCAUGCUUUCCAUGCCUGCCCUCGAAUCCACCCUGUAUGGUCGUUCCACCGUGAUGCCUGGAGACCCUUUGGUGCUCCGUUUACAUGGUCCACCAUCUCGGACCUGGACCUUUUCACGGUCAACUCGCGCGGUGACCGCCACAAGGACGCCGUCAAGACCCUUUGGAUCCUCCUCACGGCCUCGACUCUCAACCUCAUAUGGACCCAACACAACAAGGUCCAGUAUACAGAUGCCAGCCCGCUGCUAUUGCCCCAUUGGUUCGAGCUGUCGUUGCUUGGCUGGAUGCCCUCCGUUCGACGGAAGCUGCGCCUGCAGGACCGUGAAUGCCCUAUCCGCACUUCUGCCCUCCACGUCCUCCAUACACUGCGCGACCAAGCCAACUACCGACGGCUAUGGUAG
Molecule: messenger RNA, 876 nt
Organism: Aphanomyces astaci
Lineage: Eukaryota; Oomycota; Saprolegniomycetes; Saprolegniales; Verrucalvaceae
Exons: 2
Coding region: 1-876 (291 amino acids)
Source: RefSeq, a predicted model, not a curated record